AUGAGCUGUGUACUUGCUAUAAUUUUGGCUUCAGUGGCGCGCAUGGUGAUCACCAGCUCCAAACUCUCGUCAUCUUAUUAUGGAGUUUUCGCAAUUCCUAAGGUCAGUGAGUUUCCAGUGCCCAAGGAUCACUAUCAAAUACACAUGUCUGCUAGUAAGAUUGCUGGGCCCGGCACUUAUAUCGUGGCCUACUGUUCUAUACAUCAGAGCUACCAGAAAAUCGUGGAGAUUAUCACAGAAGGCCAGCAUGAAAUAACGCAGAAUCCUGAACAAACUCCUUUAGCCUAUUCGAAAGCAGAGAAUGCAUGUCUCCGAUAUAUCAGUAGAGGAAAUGAUCUUGAAUCAGUUACUGCACGUUUUUCGGAGCUUAAUAAUGGCGCCUGCACGCAUGAGCUUAUAGCUAGUCUAGCAUUUAAAGGUAUCAUCAGGGUCGAUGGGAAAUUCUCAUGCUUCGCUCCGCCAGAGGCUGAUCAACCUAUGAGAGUCAAUGCUGAUAUACCAAUGGAAAUGAGUCGAUUCCUUUCCGGCCACGGAUUGCUGGGAGGAACGCGUCCAACAUUACAUAGAGAGGUAAUGGUCUGGUUUCAGGGGCAUCUACAUAUAUUCCGUGAAACCCAGAAUAGCUUCCAUAACGGCUUAUAUUGGAUUCCUCUAACGACCAUUGGCCACGAGAUACGGAAUGGAGAAUUAAUAACAACUUUCAUCUAUAACAACGUGCCUGCUAUUUUUGAGUUUACAAAAAUUAUAGGUGAUCUUUUGCUUCUCGAAAACACUCUACUUUCGUCUCAUAGUACACGGUACAAGAAUAAGCCUGCAGGCUAUUACAAUAAAGCAGUCAGCCAAGCACACGAACAAUUUUUGGAUGAUAUAUGCUGGCAAAAAGCUGGAUUUCUAUUGAAGGGUUGCGCGUGGAUAAAUAACGUGCCUGGCUAUCUGGAGAUUGAAGCUUACAAAAAAGGUCUUCUUUGUCGAAAUAUUUCCAUGAGUCAGACUGGAUCAAUUCAAAAAUUUGAGUGCAUAUUUAGACCCCUGGUUCUUAGCAGAUGUCGUUUUGAAUCGAAACUAUGGCAAACAUCUACAGGCUUGCUCAAACCCCUUCAAAUACCAGCUCAGUCUAAUACGAUAGAGGUUGCUGAGAGAUUAAUGGAAUUUCAUGCAAGUGGGACCUUGUGUGGGCCCACAGUAAAAGCAUAUUGA
Molecule: messenger RNA, 1197 nt
Organism: Blumeria graminis f. sp. triticale
Lineage: Eukaryota; Fungi; Ascomycota; Leotiomycetes; Helotiales; Erysiphaceae
Source: the annotation of a GenBank genome assembly